AUGACAGACUACAGCGAGCAGCAGCUAAACGAGCUGGAAGCUCUGGAGUCUAUCUACCCGGACUCCUUCACAGUGUUAUCAGAAAAUCCACCCAGCUUCACCAUCACUGUGACAUCGGAGGCUGGAGAAAAUGAUGAAACUGUCCAGACUACCCUCAAGUUUACAUACAGUGAAAAAUACCCAGAUGAAGCUCCUCUUUAUGAACUAUUUUCCCAGGAAAACCUAGAAGAUAAUGAUGCCAUAGACAUUUUUAAAUUAUUAGCAUUACAGGCUGAGGAAAAUCUUGGUGUGGUCAUGAUCUUUACUCUAGUGACAGCAGUGCAAGAAAAAGUAAAUGAAAUAGUAGAUCAGAUAAAAACGAGAAGAGAGGAAAAAAAGAAACUAAAAGAAAAAGAAGCCGAAGAAGCAGAGAAGCAAUUAUUCCAUGGCACCCCUGUUACAAUUGAGAAUUUCCUAUGUUGGAAAGCCAAAUUUGAUGCAGAACUCUUGGAAAUUAAAAAGAAACGGAUAAAAGAAGAAGAGCAAGCAGGAAAAAAUAAAUUAAGUGGCAAACAGCUGUUUGAAACCAAUCAUAAUCUUGAUACAUCUGAUAUCCAGUUCUUGGAGGAAGCUGGAAAUAAUGUGGAGGUAGAUGAGUCUUUGUUCCAGGAACUGGAUGACUUGGAGCUGGAGGUUGUUGAGGACGGCCCAGACUACAACCCUGUUGGCCCAGGGAGUGACUCAGAGGACUGA
Molecule: messenger RNA, 732 nt
Organism: Heterocephalus glaber (naked mole-rat)
Lineage: Eukaryota; Metazoa; Chordata; Mammalia; Rodentia; Bathyergidae
Product: RWD domain-containing protein 1
Molecular function (GO): protein binding
Source: RefSeq, a predicted model, not a curated record